This is a messenger RNA of Amborella trichopoda, 2388 nucleotides long. RefSeq lists its product as uncharacterized. Lineage: Eukaryota; Viridiplantae; Streptophyta; Magnoliopsida; Amborellales; Amborellaceae. The record is from RefSeq and is a predicted model, not a curated record.
AUUCUCUCUCUCUAAAAUCGUAUGGACGAAUUUUCUCUCUCUAAAAUCCUAUGUUUUACUGAGAAAGCGGUGUUUUUGCGAGGAGAGGAAGAAAUCGUCUGGAUUAAGGAGGAGAGGAAUCGUCUUUUGAAGGUGGGUUUUGGUUUUUUUAUUUUGUUUUUUGGAUCGAUUUUUUUGGUAUGUUUUAGGGUUUGAUUUUGAAAAUUUUGGGUACCUGUAUUUCAUAUAGUUAUGUGAUUAGGGAGAAUACGGGUUCGUAUUUUAAGAGUCGGUUUUUGGUUUUUCUUACUGCGUUUUAGGUUUUAUCUGCAACGAUUUUCUUUCGUCCUAUAUUUAGGGUUUUUCUGUGGUUUUAGGCUUUUUUUUUAUAUAAACUAUCUUUUGAUCUCCUAUUGCUGUCGAGGGUUUAGAUUUUUCCUGAUAAAGGGGUGCAGAUAUAUGUUGAUUUUGUCUCUAUAAGUUUAGUGGAAAGAUAUAUAUUAGUUUUAAAGCUGUAUUUUCUUCGUUCAAUAGCAAGAAGGAAAUCUAAACGGAAUUAGCAAAAAUAGCUGGGUUAUAACACAAAGUAUUCCAGAAUUUUAGGGUUUUUCUUAAACAGGGUAGAACUUUAAUAGUUAUCUUAGAGAAUUGGGUUUUGGGUUUUGGGUUUCUCUAUCUUCUUUCUGGUUAUAUUAGCGUUUCUCUGAGAAGUUAGGGUUUCUGCUUUCCUAUUUCUAUAUGCUUAUCCUUUCAAUCAUUAGGGUUCCUUUGCACAAUUCUUUCCUCAAUUUGCCUUCCAGUUUUCCCUGAAAACUUUGGUUUCCUUGGUCUGGUUUCAAGGGUACUUUUUUUUUCAUCUUAUUUGUUUGGGAUUUUCUCGUAGACUCAUAUUUGGACUGAAGUUUUAUAAGAACGAACUAAAAAUCUGGUUUAUAUUUGCAGUCAUCAUUGAAAAGGUUGUGUCACAAUUUUGUAAAAUACAGUUGCAUACAUAAAAACAAGGAGGAUUUCUUUAUUAGGAUCACUAUUUAGUCCCUUCUUAAAUUAUUUGAGGUCUUUCAUGUCCCCGAAAAGAAGGUUUUAUUCUUGUUCAGGGGGUCGGUUCUUUUCAUUUUUAGGUUACAAACUAUAAGGAAUAGGAUCAAUUGUUUCUCCUUUCUUCUUGUUUUCCUUGAUUCCUCUAAUGGAACCUGAAACCACAAUGCCAAAAAGAGAGGACCAAGUAUUUGCAUCUUCACGUGUUACACCUUUAGACCCUGGUCAAAAAAUAACUAAACUUUUGGAUAACAAAGAUGAUGUGGUUUCUGAUAGACAAUCAAGGCCCUUAGCACCAAUUACUCCAGACCCUGGUAAAGAUUAUGGUGAACCUUUAAUUCGAAACCAGACUCCCUUAGCUUGGGGUUCCUUGGAAUUAGGCUCCGCAUCUUCUUCGCCUUGUCUCUCUAGCAGCUGGCCUGGUAAUAAGACUCCCCUCCAUCAUAGAUUCGAUUCUUUUGCCCCCGGUCCCGAAGAACUUGCCUUGGCACCCAGGAAAUUUUCCAAGAAACAAAAACAAUUGCUUGUAGAAGGUCCUGAUCCUGAUUCCGGCUUUCUAGAUGGUCCCAAUCAUGCUUUAAAGUUUCCAGAAGAAAAUUCCAAGCCUGUAUCAAAGUUUCUAGAAGGUUCCAAUAUCAGAGAGUCGAAACCUGGUGUUGCCCGUGUGUUGAAUUUCGAUGAAUUUUCUGAAGAGGAUCACCUAAAUGGUGGUUAUGAGGCUUUGAACGAAGAGAAUUUGGGUACCCAUGUAAGAGAAUUCGAAGAAGGGUGUUCUAAUGAGGAGAAUUUGUUGGAGUCUAUAUACAAAUCUCUUUUGGAUGCUAUUGUUUCGAAGCAAGUUGAGGACUUGGAGCUCACUAAGAACUCGGGAUCCCCCACUCCAAGCAUACUCUCGGAUGCCUCAAAUGAAACAUGUCCUCCUGCUCCAAUGAAGCCUAGAAGGCAAUUCAGGAGGCGUAUAAUUCGGAAAUCCUUAUGCAAAAAGCUUGAGUUUUGAGAGCAGAAGAUUUGGGUAGUUUUUUAAGCCAUUUUUUAGCUGUUUCUUUUGGGCCAUCUCUAGAUCUUAUUCAACCAGAGUUUCAAGGCCAAUAUCUAUUCACCAGAGGAUUAAAUUAGAGGAGAGGCAAAGUGGAUCAUCAAGAAUUACAUAUCUAAUGAGUGACAAGAGGAAAUGGAAAUCAAUAUCAAUCGAUUUUGGGUUGUGUACAUAGAGAGUCUCCUGCUUUAACUUGGAAAAGGGACUUAAAGAGAUACUUGGUUUAUUUAAGAGGCGAUGCUUGACCAUUGUUGCUUUUUUUUUCCUAUUGAUAUUUAUGAAUUUUGUAAUCCGAAUGACCACUAAUAUUGCUGCACUUGCUUUCUGUUCUUCCUUUC